AUGGCAAAUAGUGAAAGACAGGCUGACGAAAUAUUAGCAUUACAAUCAAUUUUUGAUCGAACAUUUCGUUUAACGAAUGAAAAUCAAUAUGAAAUAUUAAUUGAAUUUGAUUUAUGUACAUCAUUUACAAUUCAAUUAGACAAUAAAAUAUCUACAGUACAAUAUUUACCACCAUUAUCUCUUAUAAUUAAUUAUCAUGAUGAAUAUCCAAGCGAUCAUCCACCAUCAUUUAUUCUAUCAUGUUUUUAUUUUUCUAAAAUUGAUUUAGAAAAACUUUCUCAAAAAAUUGAUAAUUUUUGGUUUAUUCGAGGUGAAGUUUGUGUUUAUGAUUGGAUUGAAUUAAUAAAACAAGAAAUAACAAAUCAAUUUAUUAUUCGUACAAAAGAAGUAUUUCGAAAUCGACUUCAAUCAUGUUCUAUUUGUAUAGAUAUUAUUCCAGGUAUAGAUUGUAUUCGUCUUCAUCGUUGUGGACAAUUUUAUUGUCGUACUUGUUUGAAUCAUUAUAUUCGAAUGACACUUGAAAAUGGAAAAUUUGGAGAAAAUCUUCUUUGUCCACAAGAUCAUUGUAAACAAGUUUUACUUCCAACAGAAAUAAAACAAACUAUUCAAAAUGAAAAAUUAUAUGAAAGAUAUGAACGAUUAACAUUGCAACAUGGACUUGAAUCAAUGAAGGAUAUUGUUAGGUGUCCAAGGUGA
Molecule: messenger RNA, 696 nt
Organism: Rotaria sp. Silwood2
Lineage: Eukaryota; Metazoa; Rotifera; Eurotatoria; Philodinida; Philodinidae
Source: the annotation of a GenBank genome assembly